AGAAAGAUCUAGAAGAGAGUGGAAUUGAUGUCAGUGGAGCUUCGGUCUGCUCAGGAGUGUUCACAGAGAUCUUCAAAAAGGAGCAUGGGAGGAAGAAUGAGGAAGACAAGAUGUUUAGCUUCAUCCAUCUGAGUGUUCAAGAGUUUCUGGCUGCUCUUCAUGUAGAGAGCGCUGUCAUUAACAAAAACAAGAAUGUGAUGUCUGAGCAAGGGCAAAGUUUCUUCAAAAACGUUUUCAGCAGAACAUCUACGACAAAGGUCCACAUGUUUGCUAUUGACAAGGCCUUACAGAGUCCAAAUGGACACCUGGACUUGUUCCUCCGCUUCUUCCUGGGUCUUUCACUGGAGACCAAUCAGAAAAACCUACGAAGUCUGCUGAAAAAAAGAAGCUCAGAGACCAAUGAGGAAACAGUCAAGUACAUCAAGAAGAAGAUCAGUGAGGAUCUGUCUCCAGAGAGAAGCAUCAAUCUGUUCCACUGUCUGAAUGAACUGAAUGAUCGUUCUCUAGUGGAGGAGAUCCAACAGGACCUGAGUUCAGGAAGUCUCUCCACAGAUAAACUGUCUCCUGCUCAGUGGUCAGCUCUGGGCUUCAUCUUACUGUCAUCAGAAAAUGAUCUGGAUGUGUUUGACCUAAAGAAAUACUGUGCUUCAGAGGAGGCUCUUCUGAGGCUGCUGCCAGUGGUGAAAGCCUCCAAAAAAGCUCUGCUGAGUGGCUGUAACCUGUCAGAGAGAAGCUGUGAAGAUCUGUCCUCAGUUCUCAGCUCAGAGUCCUCUAGUCUGAGAGAGCUGGACCUGAGUAACAAUGAACUGAAGGAUUCAGGAGGGAAGCUGCUUUCUACUGGAGUGAAGAGUCCCUACUGUAAACUGGAGACUCUCAGGCUGAGUGGCUGUAACCUGUCAGAGAGAAGCUGUGAAGAUCUGUCCUCAGUUCUCAGCUCAGAGUCCUCCAGUCUGAAAGAGCUGGACCUGAGCAACAACGAACUCAAGGAUUCAGGAGGGGAGCUGCUUUCUACUGGAUUGAAGAGUCCACACUGUAAACUUGAAACUCUAAGUUUGUCAGGCUGUCUGAUCACAGAGGAAGGCUGUACUUCUCUAGCCUCAGCUCUGAGCUCCAACCCCUCCCAUCUGAAAGUGCUGGACCUGAGCUACAAUCAUCCAGGAGACUCGGGAGUGAAGCUGCUUUCAGCUAGACUGGAGGAUCCACACUGCAGACUGGACACUCUACGGCUGGAUCAUUGUGGAGAGCAGUGGCUGAAACCUGGUCUGAGGAAAUGUAGCCCUUUCUUGACGAUGUUCGCGGGCCGAGUGUCGGGCGCCACGGUCGGGCCAGCUGCCGCGGGAAAAGGCGGGAAGUUUUCGGUGGAGGAGCUGUACGGCUUCAACAAGAAGCAGAAGGUCACCAGAGGGCAUUCUGGGAAAGGAGAUCCGAGCGAUGGGAGGAGAGAAGCCAAGGAGAAGGAGAAGGAGGAGUCAGUGCUGGCUUCUCAGAUCCUGGAGGCAGCCCGGAGGCUGAUGGAGAGACGCAGGCUCGAGAUCUACCUCAAGGAGUGUGACGUUACCAUGGAGACCAGCAGCAUGCCCUACAGGUAG
Molecule: messenger RNA, 1589 nt
Organism: Perca fluviatilis (European perch)
Lineage: Eukaryota; Metazoa; Chordata; Actinopteri; Perciformes; Percidae
Product: NACHT, LRR and PYD domains-containing protein 1-like
Exons: 7
Coding region: 111-1589 (492 amino acids)
Molecular function (GO): protein binding
Source: RefSeq, a predicted model, not a curated record